Penicillium alfredii is the source of this 1071-nucleotide messenger RNA. RefSeq names its product putative trimethyllysine dioxygenase TmlH. Gene Ontology annotation, cellular component: mitochondrion. Bases 1 to 1071 code for a protein of 356 amino acids. The transcript has 8 exons. The record is from RefSeq and is a predicted model, not a curated record. Gene Ontology annotation, biological process: carnitine biosynthetic process. Lineage: Eukaryota; Fungi; Ascomycota; Eurotiomycetes; Eurotiales; Aspergillaceae. Gene Ontology annotation, molecular function: iron ion binding; trimethyllysine dioxygenase activity.
AUGGGUGACACAUUUUUGAUUGACAAGGACGUCACCGAAACCGAAGUUGUCCACAAUGACAAGGGCGUCGAAAUCGAGUGGUCGGAUGGUCAUCAAAGUGUCUAUUCAUGGGACUGGCUCCUCCCGCAUGAGAACCGGUUCCAGCGUACGGUGAACCUCCAACGUUUCAUGGAACGAGCGCAGCGCGCUAGGAAAUUCCGGGUGGUCGAUCCUAUCAUGGACCCAAGCCCUACAGUCUCCUAUGAUCAGGUCAUGUCAGAGAAUGCUUCUUUGCUAGAUUGGCUGGAUAAGAUUCACACUUUUGGGUUCUGCUUUGUGGAAGGUGUUCCUGUCACACCAGAGGCAACCAAGACUCUCAUUGAACGGAUCGCGUUUAUUCGACACACCCACUAUGGGGGUUUUUGGGACUUCACUGCCGACCUCACAUACAAGGACACAGCAUAUACCAAUGAGUUUUUGGGCCCUCACACUGACAACACCUAUUUCACCGACCCCGCCAGGCUCCAGCUUUUCCACCUCCUCUCCCACACAGAUGGAGAAGGUGGUGAAAACUUGCUUGUCGACGGAUUUGCCGCAGCCGAUGUGCUGCUAAAUGAGAAUCCCAAGCACCACGCCGCCUUGAUGGCCCACAAGCACCCGUGGCAUGCAAGCGGGAACGAAGACGUCUGCAUCCAGCCGGUCCUGCAAGCCCCGGUGAUCCAGAGCCAUCCCACCUACCGACGAGUCUAUCAAAUCCGCUGGAACAACUACGAUCGCGCACCCAAGAUAGACUGGCAUAUCGCGGAGCAGAAACUCUGGUACGCGGCGGCCUCUCAAUUCAAUAAGAUCAUCAACCAGCCACUCAUGCAAAUUUGGACGCCGCUUAAACCGGGCACUGCUCUAAUCUUUGAUAACUGGAGGAUGCUGCAUGGGCGUUCCGAAUUCACUGGCAAGAGAAGAAUGUGUGGUGGUUACAUCAACAACGACGACUACCUUUCACGACACCGCCUCCUCAAGUUUGGCCGAGAGAAGGUAUUGAACAACCUUGGGAACUUCUGGAUCAAGAAGGACAAUCCGAAUUCCAUCUACUAA